Messenger RNA from Acanthisitta chloris (rifleman), 815 nucleotides. RefSeq names its product ribonuclease H1 (gene RNASEH1). Gene Ontology annotation, molecular function: nucleic acid binding; RNA-DNA hybrid ribonuclease activity; magnesium ion binding. NCBI's taxonomy places the organism in Eukaryota, Metazoa, Chordata, Aves, Passeriformes, Acanthisittidae. Gene Ontology annotation, biological process: DNA replication, removal of RNA primer. The record is from RefSeq and is a predicted model, not a curated record. The transcript is spliced from 6 exons. The annotation marks the transcript as partial.
GGGCACUUGGUGCUUCAGCUUUACCACAGGAAAAUAGUAUCCAGAGAGAGGAUCCAGAAUUAAACACCUUGUGUUGCAAUACUUGCAAAAGGCCAUAUGAGCAGUCUACAAGUGAAGAACAGAUUGCAAAGCGUGUCAGACAUGAUGAACAAUAUUCAAUGUACUCAAUGCCAACAGUCAGUGAAGAUAAAUUUUCAUAUAUGGGUGACUUUGCAGUUGUUUAUACAGAUGGUUGUUGCUCAGGUAAUGGACGUAAUAGGGCACGAGCUGGAAUAGGUGUCUACUGGGGACCAGGCCACCCUUUAAAUACCAGUGAAAGGCUUCCUGGACGUCAAACUAAUCAAAGAGCAGAAAUACAUGCAGCCUGCAAAGCUAUAGAGCAAGCCAAGAGUCAGAACAUCAAGAAACUAAUAAUCUACACUGACAGCAAGUUCACUAUUAAUGGUAUUACAAGCUGGGUUGACAAUUGGAAGACAAAUGGCUGGAGAACGAGUUCAGGUGGAAGUGUAAUAAAUAAAGAAGAUUUUGAGAGACUUGAUAGUUUAUCAAAAGACAUAGAAAUUCAGUGGAUGCACAUUCCCGGUCAUGCUGGCUUCCGAGGAAAUGAAGAAGCUGAUAGACUAGCAAGAGAAGGAGCUAGUAAAUAAAUGUGCUGAUGUACUGGGAUGAUAAGAGACUGUUGCAAUGGGAAGAAAAGGACUAACAUGACAGCAACAGCUCAGGCUGCUAUAAUUGUUUCGGAGUUGAACUUUGAACUGUACUUCUUUCUGACCUGAAGCACUAAAUAUAUACAAACUUCUGGAGGGAAAACUCCA